This is a messenger RNA of Fopius arisanus, 1282 nucleotides long. It is a transcript of the gene Rae1, whose product is annotated as ribonucleic acid export 1. Gene Ontology annotation, biological process: transcription-dependent tethering of RNA polymerase II gene DNA at nuclear periphery; RNA export from nucleus. The record is from RefSeq and is a predicted model, not a curated record. The transcript is spliced from 5 exons. Bases 146 to 1216 code for a protein of 356 amino acids. NCBI's taxonomy places the organism in Eukaryota, Metazoa, Arthropoda, Insecta, Hymenoptera, Braconidae. Gene Ontology annotation, cellular component: nuclear pore. Gene Ontology annotation, molecular function: ubiquitin binding; RNA binding.
AGCAACUUCGUGGUGUUGAAAACAUUGUUGAGACAUUCCGAAGAGAAUAAAGGCGCAAAAACCGGACUGGGAAAAUUCUAUCGUCUAAACAAUAUUUUUAAGUAAGGGGUAGGAUUGCUGACACAUUUUUAUCGAGGAAGAAGAGAUGUUUAAUCAGACGAGCACAUUGGGAGCUGUUGCACCGAGCAACUCGAACCCCAUGAAGGAUUUCGAGGUGGUUUCACCCCCAGAGGACUCAACCUCGAGUCUGGCCUUCAGUCCAGCCUCGAUUCCCCAGAAUUUUCUAGUGGCUGGGUCCUGGGACUGCAACGUCAGGUGCUGGGAGGUCGAACAAUCUGGAAAAACUGUCCCCAAGUCGAUGCAGACGAUGGGAGGACCAGUCCUAGACGUCUGCUGGCACGAUGAUGGAACUAAAGUAUUUAUGGCCUCAGUCGACAAAAUGGUGAAAUGCUGGGACUUGGCAUCGAAUCAGAGCAUCCAGGUUGCUGCCCACGAAGCCCCAGUGAAAACCUGUCACUGGGUCAAGGGUUCCAACUACUCCUGUCUCAUGACAGGCUCCUGGGAUAAAACCCUCAAAUUUUGGGAUGCCAGGAGUCCAAAUCCCAUGUUGACUAUUAAUUUACCAGAACGAUGCUACUGCGCUGACGUUGACUAUCCAAUGGCAGUGGUUGGAACUGCAAGUCGAGGCCUAAUAAUCUACCAAUUGGAUGGCACCCCUCACGAGUUCAAGAGAGUCGAGUCUCCUCUGAAAUACCAGCACCGUUGCGUCGCGAUAUUCAGGGACAAGAAGAAAGUACCAAAUGGCUACGCUCUGGGCAGUGUCGAGGGUCGAGUUGCUAUUCAAUACGUCAACCCCACAAAUCCCAAGGACAAUUUCACAUUCAAGUGUCAUCGGUCGAACGGAGCACCAAACGGCUACCAAGACAUCUACGCAGUCAACGAUAUUGCAUUCCACCCUGUUCAUGGGACUCUGGCCACUGUAGGGAGCGAUGGGACCUUCAGCUUCUGGGAUAAAGAUGCGAGGACUAAACUAAAACCUUCAGAACCCAUGGAGCAACCCAUUACACGUUGCUGUUUCAACCAUAAUGGACAAAUCUUCGCUUACGCCGUUUCUUAUGACUGGUCAAAGGGCCACGAAUUCUACAAUCCAAUGAAGAAAAACUACAUCUUCCUCAGGUCAUGCUAUGACGAGCUCAAGCCAAGGAGUAUCUCAUAAAACAUUCACUUUCUUCUAUUUUAAUUUUUAUCAUGAUGUUCAAAUAAAUCUUUUCAUAUUGCAAAA